CGCUGGUUUGGCUGGUUAUACGUGAAGGCCGGAGCUUGUAGUGGAGACACAAGAAGGUUCUGGCAGUGGAAUGUGCCGGGCUUCAGGGUUCUGGAACGCCGGGCGGUGAAUGCGCAGCCCCGAGCCGAGCCCAGCCCCGCGCGCUGAGCCUGCUGCAGCGCCCAGAGCCCGCGAGCCAUGUGAGAGGACAGAAAUCAGUAAGGAAACCAGCUUCUUGGCCCAGUAGCUUCAGGCAGUUGAUGCUCAUCCCCGUCAUAUCUUUGGGUAACUGCCCAGACGAUCAGUCCAUGACCUCUCAGCUACCACUAUAGUAACCGUCCAGCGUUCUCUCGCUGUCCUCUUCAUCUCGAUCUUAUUUCCUUUUAUAGAUACUGGGUCACAAACACCAUAGGGCCAGGCAGAGGAAGUAGAGGCAUGGCAAUGAACAGAAAGGAAAUACAGCGUGGAAGCUGGAUACUGGUGAAAGGCACAAUCCGAUUUCUUUUUAUGGUGAUCAACAACCUGGUUGCGAUUCCAUCCUAUGUUUUGUAUCUCAUCGUUCUUCAGCCAUUGAAAUUACUUAAUAGUAAACUGUUCUGGCACGUGGAAGGAAUAAUGUUCAAAUGGCUGUUGGCUAUGGUGUCUUCGUGGGGUUGGACAGCAGGCUACACAGUGGUAGAAUGGGGAGAUGAUGUGAAAGCAAUUACUGAAGAUGAAACCAUGGUCUUAGUGAAUCAUCAGGCAACAGGUGAUGUCUGCACCCUCAUGAUGUGUCUCCAGGACAAAGGGACGGUAGUUUGCCACAUGAUGUGGCUAAUGGAAUAUAUUUUCAAGUUUACAAACUUUGGUGUUGUCUCUCUCAUCCAUGGGGACUUCUUCAUUCGACAGGGUAAAGCUCAUCGUGACCAGCAGUUGAUUCUUCUCCGACAGCACUUAGAAAAAUACUACAGGAGUCGGGACCGGAAGUGGAUUGUUUUAUUUCCUGAAGGAGGUUUUCUGAGAAAGAGGCGGGAAACCAGCCAGUCAUUUGCAAAAAAGAAUAACUUACCAUUUCUAAAACAUGUAACUUUGCCACGUCAGGGGGCCACUGAAGUCAUCCUGCAGACUCUAUGUGCACAGCAUGAAAAUGGAGCAGUUGGUGAUGCUAAUGGAACAGUGGAAAAACAAAAAGGUCUCCAGUGGGUCAUAGAUAUUACCAUCGCGUAUCACAAAGCAAAACCAAUAGACAUUCAGACUUGGAUCAUUGGCUACAGAGAACCAACUGUCACACAUGUGCACUACAGGAUCUAUCCCAUUAAGGAUGUUCCUAUAGAGAGAGAGGCACUCACUAGAUGGCUGUACCAGCGGUUUGUCGAAAAAGAUGAACUUUUGGCACAUUUUUAUGAAACAGGAGCAUUCCCACCUCCCAAUGGUCAAACAACAGCAACUUCCAGAGCUAUGACCCUUGACCCACUGUGGCUCUUCCUAAUACAACUAAUGGGAUUUCUUUCUGGCUACAUGUGGUAUAACGUUCUGCAGUGUUUGUAUCACUGCCUGGGGCUCUAGGAAUUACGAGAACUAAAACAUUGAAUUAGGACUUGAACCCAAGCACGUGUGUCAGUGUCCAUGUGUGAAUGUAAAUGUUUCUUGAAGGAUGAUAAAAAAAGAGAAGGAUGGAUUGGUUGCCUGUCAUUUUUCGUCCAAGAUUUUUAGACUCAAAUUUAAAAUAUUAAUCCAGAUCAUCAAGUCUACAACCUGGUGUUUUACAUGUUUACAUGGUCCUUAAAAAACCCUCACUGUUCAAUUAUGCUGCAUAUCUACGAUAUCCUCUUUGAGAGAAAAAAGUUGGAGAAUACUUUGUUAUUGCAGUAAAAACCAUACCAUCACUUCCUAUUGCUUCAGGAGGCAACAUUGCCAACAGACAAGACUGUCAGGAGAAAGCCCAUAUCUCCUAUCUUUCCCAUAUUAAAAUAAUCCAGAUGAGAAACUUGUCAGUGCUGCCACUGUUUUAUAUAUUAUUGGUAGUGAGAAGUGUUUGAUUCCCUUAGCAGUUAUUGAAUAUACUUUGGUUUAUGAUUGAUUAAAAGGCUACUGGUCUAAAGCAACUGAAAUUCUAGUGAUCACAGGUCAUUAAUUGUGACAUUUUGACACUUCAAUAGUUACAGAUAAAAUAGUUACAAAAGUUGAAAAAACAUGCUUCAUUCUAGUUCUAGUAUAAAUGAUAUAUUUUGAAAUGACCAAAUAAAGUGAUGCAGCCAAUCAUGUAGUGUCUUACAGUUAGUAAGAAGCUGCUAGUUGUAGUUAGUUCAGGACAAUUACAGCGCUGCUGUUGCAGAAUAGACAGGCUGUCAGCACAGAAAAUAUUUGUUAUAAAAGGCUUCAUAAAUGGACUAGAAACAGCAAAAAAAAUUGGUUUACAAUUUAGUUUAAAGUACAGGACAUCUGAGUAACUUUUACUCUGCUGCUUCAUUGAACUCACUGAUUUUGGCUGCAUCUUUUAACGUACACAUUCUACCGUUUAGUUGAAUUAUGUAGAUGUUACUGAGGAUUAAGUGAAUUGAUGCAGAUGAUUUUUAAUCUUGAUCCAUAAAUCUGUUGAGUCUAAAGUUUUUAUGGUUGUUCUAAUUUGAUGCUUAGAAAUCAUUACUUUUUCAAAAGAUAAAAAAGGCUUGUGUCCUGAUUCAUCUCUUGAACUUCAAUGUUUCAUUUCAGUUAAUGGGCAGGUAGCCUAGGCGUUAAGAUGAAUAUUUGAAUGCCUGACACUGGAUUCUGCCGCCCACUUAGAGACCAGUUCGAUUGUUCUUCGGCCAUUAGGAUGAGCAAAAUGGCUCACCUUAGGAAAAGGGAAAAUGCAUUAUUUUGUAUUCUAGUGUUUUGGGACUGAAGGUAGACACACUGGUUUAUUUAUGACUUAGAAUAUGAUGUGUGUCUUAAAUCAAAAUAUUCCAGGUAAAAAACAAAUGAUGUAAAGCAUUAAAACAUCUUAAAUUGGUGUUUUUUUCCCUGCAAUCAGAAAUGAGGGAAAUGCAUUUGCAAAAGUCCUCCUUCCUGUUUAGGUGUUUUAGGAGCUUUAGAGAUGUCAGUGCUCACCUAUGUUGCUGGGAGCAUAUGUGGUGGCCUAUUGCACUAUGUUCCGUUUGUAUAUCUACCCUUUCCCUGCAACAAGUGUGCACCCAGUUGGUCAAGCAUUGUACUAUAUUGGCAGAAAUGUUGUGAAGCCGUUGAUAGUUCUUUGUGUUCUUUACUGCAGCAGUGGAUACCAUGGAGGUGACAGCUAUUGAAAAGACAAUUGCCCUAUUUUUAUUAGCCAGCAAUUUUAAAGUACUAUUUGAUAACCAGUCAGCAUGUAGUUGUAAAUGAGCAUGCAUUAUGAAAUAAAAUAUUUAACAGAGGAGUUUGGGACCCCUGAAUGGAAACUACUCAAACAGUUGUACCUUUGAAACCAGAAGUUACAAUAACUUAAAACACAGCAAGAUGGGAGGAAGAGAGAGCUAGCUAAUUAAGUGUGAUAUAGAAUAGUAGAAAAAUUAUAGGAUCUACAUACAGCAGAUGGUAAUUUUCUUUUGCAGAAAUCAUAAAAAUCUGUGACAAAAUGAUGUAUUCACUCUUUUACUCUCGCCUCCAAUCCCUGCCUUGCCCUCUGUAAGGAGACAACUCUGAACUGCAUAACCUUUAGUUUAAGCACUGUGUGAAACACCAGCUGGAUCUUGGUUACACUGAAUUAUUGAAAAUUGAAUUGGCUGGUCUGAGUGUAUUGCACCUUUUAAAGAAUGACCUUUUUGUGUACUCCGUUUCGGUGUUAAUUAUUGUUACUUUGACUAGUCUGAAAUCCUCAUUUCUUUCAAUUGGGUAGCAAGGUGCUACAGCAAAGUCACAGUAGGAGACUACAGAUAUCAAAGUAAUGAUAAAUUAGUUGCUGAGACCUGCUACAUGCCACAAGGCAGUAAUGUACUUUUGCUUUUGUAAUUUUGGGACUGUCAACACAUGUUAAAAUAGUAAUUUCAAGGAGUCUAACUUGUUGAAUAAUUCUUUAUUAAGUCAUUGUAUAUAAGGUACGAGGCUCCAACACAUUUGGCUUUUGUUUUUGAAUUGCAUUUAAUAUUACAUGACUUGAGAUUGUCUGCUUUAAAAUGUCUGUAUUUCUGCUUUAAGAAGUAGAAAAAAUGUUCAAAUUGCUUGUUUGAUACAUCAGUGUCCCAAUGAUUGGCAUAUCUAGGUUUUAAUUUAGAAUAAACAUAACUAUAUUUUUGCCAUUUUUAGGAGCACCUCAAUGGAGUUACACUGGCACUAAUCUUAGACAUGCCGGUUUCUCAGUAACAAGACCAGUGUAACAUAAAACAAUAAUACAAUUCUUAUGGGGAGAACCAAUAAUUAUGGAGGGCAGAAACAAGCCUGACACCUCACCUAGAUCACCCUCUGGAUUAAUCUCUUUCCUUUAUAUGGCAAGCCCCACAUCAUUUGCAAAUCAAUCAUUCAACUCACUCCAGCCUUCAAAGUUUCAGUCAUCCUGUGUUGGCUAAUAUAGAUCAUAGAGCUACUGUUCAAUUUCAAAGUGUAAAAAUGAGCUUUAGAUUUGACUAAACAUAACUUGCUGUCCUUUCCCACCACAACCCCAAUUCUAUAGUCAUAUUCUCUGGAACUAAAAUAGAGCAACAAAAAAUUACGUCACAUUAUUUAGUGUGACUGAGCUCAUCCUUCAUGUCUUUUAGCUGCAGGGGCUCCUGUCCUGAGUUGGUUUACACACUGCAUCAGCUUUCUGGGGUCCAUGUUCUUGCCUAGCUUCUGGGUACCUUGCAACUCACAACUGCGAUCCAUAUGCCAUCCCUCCCUGCAACACCUAUACCAGGAUGACUGUAAUUGCCUCAAUAUUGACUCUUAAAGUUACUCAAAACAUGCAACCUGGAAGCAUGUAGAACCAACACAAAUAUAUGUUAUAUGGGUUAAAAUGUAAGAUAAUGGGAUUUUUAUAGAAAUAAAUCUGGCUACAGUAUUUCCUUUAGGAGAAUCAUUUGGACGUCUGCAGUUAUAAUAAAAAUGAUAUACAUUUCCAUCUACAUAGAUAAAUUUUAACCCUUCUGAAUUUUACUGAAUAUCAGCUACUCACCAAUCCAUCUGUUUUCUUCUCUGGCUUGGGUUAAAAUAUGGAGGUGGGUGUACAGCUGAAAGAGAUUGGAAUUUACCUACAAGACAAGCCAGAGAAGUUAAUUUUUAUGGGGGAGCUGUAAAAAAAAAAAAGAGGAAAUUAGUCUUUGUUCUUCUGAUGUGUUAUUUACUAUGUACUUUUUCCAGUUUUGAUUUUAUACAGUGACAUUGAUCUCCACAGAAAUGUGGAGAAUCCUAUUAUUUCACAUUUAUACUUUCAUUGAAGUCGUGGAAGUGGUAGAGAAAACAAAGUAUUGGAUGUAACAGCCCCCCCACCCCCCAAUUUUUCUUGAAGAAUAUUUACUCCCCUUGCUCCCCAGCAACUUGUAGAAUCCAUCUUUCAGGAUAUAUCUGUUUUUGCUGAAAUAAUGCUGCCAGUUCACGGUAUUUUUCUUGUAAAAUAUUUCAUGUUCUGAAUGUUAAUCUUUUGUGUGAAGAAAUUAAAAAUUCCUGUAAAAGUCCCACAUUAAUGGAUGAACAAAGAUAAGACUCCAUAUCCAGGCAUGUAGCAAUUCAACGGGAAGCAUUCAAAACCAUAGAUGGGAAUACUUCUUGAGCUGGCUUGCUAAAUCUAAAUCUGCUGUUUGUUUUCCAGAGAGUCUAAUGGAGGAGUUUGCAAAAAAGAGUUUAUGCUACAAAUCUGAAACAAAUGAAUUUUAAAUAUUGCUGUUUAUUUUCUAUGAGUCCUGCAUAAAUAUAGUUGACAAGUGUGUUUGAAUUUUACUCUUGCCACUUUCUUUUAAAACAUGCUGUUUACAAUGUUUUUAAUCUUAACUAGUACAUAAGUCCUCGACCAGGUUACUGUCGAUGUCAAACUGCAAAAACUCUUGAUAAUCUUUGUACCUAAUUGUAUUCAUUGUUUUACAACUAUUGUAUACUAAAAUAUGCACAGAAGGGAUAUUAAUAAAAUAUAUUAAAAAUGUA
Molecule: messenger RNA, 6024 nt
Organism: Carcharodon carcharias (great white shark)
Lineage: Eukaryota; Metazoa; Chordata; Chondrichthyes; Lamniformes; Lamnidae
Gene: lpgat1
Product: lysophosphatidylglycerol acyltransferase 1
Exons: 9
Coding region: 415-1524 (369 amino acids)
Biological process (GO): mitochondrial electron transport, cytochrome c to oxygen
Cellular component (GO): endomembrane system
Molecular function (GO): acyltransferase activity
Source: RefSeq, a predicted model, not a curated record